AAGUUUUGUCUGUCGCCUGGUCUUUGGGACAGCCUCUCACACAUCACAUCUAUAGCCUCACUAACAGGGAAACUAACUCACCUGCAAUCUCUCCAACCAAAUAACUCCCACCACGUUGACUACUGCCAUCUGACAUGGAAACCCAGCAAAGACACGGACACCACUCACUUUGCCACACCUGCCAGAGAACAGAGAGCAGCAGAAUAAAGGUCAAGAAGAUGUCUUCGACCAGUCGCGCGCUGCUGUUCGCCCUGGCUCUCACGCUCUACGUUGUUGAAAUGGCCUCGGCAGAGACUUUGUGUGGGGGAGAACUGGUGGAUGCGCUGCAGUUCGUUUGUGAAGACAGAGGCUUCUAUUUCAGUAGGCCAACCAGCAGGGGUUACAGAGGGCGCAGCCAGAACCGUGGGAUCGUAGAGGAGUGUUGUUUCCGUAGCUGUGACCUCAACCUGCUGGAGCAGUACUGUGCCAAACCCGCCAAGUCUGAAAGGGACGUGUCAGCCACCUCUCUACAGGUCCUACCAGUGAUGCCCGCACUAAAACAGGAAGUCCCAAGGAAGCAACAUUUGACCGUGAAGUAUUCCAAAUACGAGGUGUGGGAUAGGAACGCGGCUCAGCGGCUCCGAAGGGGCGUCCCUGCCAUCCUGAGGGCCAAAAAGUUUCGGAGGCAGGCGGACAAGAUUAAAGCCCAGGAGCAGUCAAUCUUCCACAGGCCCUUGAUCAGCCUUCCCAGCAAACUGCCCCCUGUGUUGCUUACUACGGACAACUUUGUCAACCACAAAUGAGCCCGCUGCCAGCCCUUUGCACAGACAAGAGUUUGAGGGUGACAAAAAAGACUAGGGGAUUAUAGCUUUGUCUCUGACGUCAUUUCUGUGGCAGUCCUCUUUGACCUCCCCUGCCCUUUCCGAGCCCACCAGUCCCUCCCCCUGCUCUCGUCCACUACGUCUUGAACCCCUGGCCCCUUUUCUUAUGCCCCCCACCUCCCCGACCUCAACCUCAUCCACCCACCCACCCUCUUCCAGCACACAAACAUGCCUUCACAUUCUUCCUGUCUGAACUCUUUCGCUCCCUUCUUUCAGUCACUGAUACAAAAGGCACAAACACAAAUGUUGAACAAAAAGUUAACAAUUCGGCUGAAUACAAUUCAGGUGGAUCCUUAAGCAAAAGAGAAAAGGGAAGGGGGAAAAGAAGAUGAAAUAGAUCUGUGGUUUGCAAGUGUCAAGAGGACACCUAAUGGAAUGUUUUUGUCCUGGUGGAAGACAACUGAAAUGAAGAGCAACUUGCAUGAAAGAAUCCAUUCCACAUCAUUUUUCCUAAAGGAAAAGACCAUCUCUGUUAGUUAUUUUUCUUAUUAGUUUGCACCUCUACCUAUAAAAGGGACUUCCACACUGUAAGGAAUUAUUUUGCAAAAUUAGAUUCCUGUUCCAGCACCUUUUUGAUGACAAACAAAAAGCAGAAAAGAGUCUGCAAAAUUGCACAUUGCCACGGAUUACGUCAAAGUAAAGAAAAAAUGGCACUAUUUUUUUAUGAACAAUGAACGUGUAGCUUAAAAAAUGUCAUGGUGCUAGCUUUGGGAAUGGACUCAAAGAAGAGGUUGAAAAGCACGUUUUUUUUUUUUUUUUUUUUUUUUUUUUUUUUUGGAAUGAAUAUUAAACUUUCCGUUUUAAGGAAAGUGUGACUUUAAAAAAAUGGAAAAUAAAGGAUAUGGGGGAGCUCCUGGCAGUGGCACUGUCAAGGGGGAAGAGUCACUGAGGAAAGUAUGGGCAGUGUUGGCAUCUAGGCUCAUGGCAAGUACUGGCGGCUGCUCAUUACUAGUUUGCCAGCAUAAGCAGCAUGGGGGACCUGAGACCUAGUCCCUGUUCCUCCUGUCCCCUGGAGACUGCUGGACACACGGAGCAGUGUGAGGACACAUAUGGGACACCAUGGACCGCCUGGAUUUGGACAGUACUAUAGUUGUGGGACAGUACUUCCAGUUUGCAAUGGCUUUGCAGACUGCUCUGACAGGAAGUAACAUGGCAUGGACAAAGAACGAGUGGGAUAAUGAUUCUAUUUUAUUUUGUCUUUUUUUCAUAUCAAUGUUUCAAUGAAAAAAAAGAAGAAAACCCUGUCAGUUUCUGGUACCGUGACAUUCCUGUUUUACCAAGUUAGAUUUUUUUUUUAUGGUCAUUGUUAUGAUGUUCUUUUACAGUUUUAAUGAAAGGCACAAAAAUUUCAAUUCAAAGGGAAAAAAACAGCAAUAAUGUCAACUAACAUUUUAUUUUUAUUUUAUAUCAGUAGUAUUCACAUGCUUUUGCCUGAAAACAAAUACUUGAAAAUACUAUAUAUAUAUAUAUAUAUAUAUAUAUAUAUAUAUAUAUAUAUAUAUAUAUAUAUAUAUAUAUAUAUAUAUAUGUAUAUAUAUAUAAAUGCAUAUAAAGAUAUAUAUAAAGAUAUAUAAUUAGUUUCCAGGGACGUUGUGUUAUUUUCCUUUAGUCUGAGCUGUAUCUUGCGUAAUGAGCCGCCAAGCUUUUUUGUUUGUUUGUUGAAAUACAAAUAAGGGCACUGUAUAAAGGCAUUAUUUAUUUUGUUAUAAAAUAUAUUUGAAAAAUUGGUCCAAAUAAUAUACGUAGCACUGAUGCUCAACUGAUGGAUUUAUUUUGUAUGAUCUCUGUUUUCCAAUUGGAGUUGUAAGGCUUUUUGUAGAUGCUUUGUACCAAAAAUAAUGUCUUUUUUUCUUUUCCUUGUUCAUUUGCAAUAGUUACCAUAAAUUAAUCUUUUAAAUGCAGCAUAGCCUGGAUUACUUAGGCAUGUUAUGUCACAGAAAUAGGCACAUACUCUGAAAAGGAUGGUCUGCAUGGAUUUCCAGAAGCCUGUCAGGGUUGUCUGAGAAAAGAAAAGCAUCGGGAAUGACUUUUUCAUUAAUGGUAAAAAUAUCUGUUCAACAUUGAUUGUACUCAAUCCCACUAUGUUUCUAAAGCCACUUUAGUAAUUAUGGCGGAGAAAUGAUCAGUCCUUCAUUAAAUCAUGUCUUUGUAAUUGUGCAUGGUGUCCUAUGAUCUUCUAAGGAGCACCUUAUGUGUGCCAGUGCCAGCGGUAGCGUGUGUGUUGGCUUAUAAGGCCAUUGAAGUUUGCUCAGCUGUAGAGUUUGGGAUUCGCUUACACGUGACCCAACCAAAUCAUCAUAUUGAUGCCCUAAUGAUGUCACUUAUGAUGCAAGCAACAAUUAAGGGUCAACUACAGGUCAUUGUCAAAGAGAGACUAUCUAUCUUUUUAAAAGACAACGGCUGUGAUCAUCUAUGGCAUAUGUGUUGGGGUUUGGUUGCAUUCACCCCUCACGAUCUUCCAGUAAUGCAUCCAUAAUGCAUUUGAUGAAGGGCUAUCACGCUGAACCAUUUUUGAAGCACUCAGGAAGAAGAAAAAAAAAAAGAAUCUGUGCUCUCUGCGGGACAAGUGGAGUUGUUGCUGAGUUAAAGUGA
This is a messenger RNA of Melanotaenia boesemani (Boeseman's rainbowfish), 3452 nucleotides long. It is a transcript of the gene igf2b, whose product is annotated as insulin-like growth factor 2b. The coding region runs from base 135 to 782 and encodes 215 amino acids. Gene Ontology annotation, molecular function: hormone activity; growth factor activity. NCBI's taxonomy places the organism in Eukaryota, Metazoa, Chordata, Actinopteri, Atheriniformes, Melanotaeniidae. The record is from RefSeq and is a predicted model, not a curated record. Gene Ontology annotation, cellular component: extracellular region. The transcript has 4 exons.